Molecule: messenger RNA, 4347 nt
Organism: Beauveria bassiana ARSEF 2860
Lineage: Eukaryota; Fungi; Ascomycota; Sordariomycetes; Hypocreales; Cordycipitaceae
Product: protein kinase domain-containing protein
Exons: 3
Coding region: 1-4347 (1448 amino acids)
Biological process (GO): protein phosphorylation; signal transduction
Cellular component (GO): cytoplasm
Molecular function (GO): ATP binding; protein kinase activity
Source: RefSeq, a predicted model, not a curated record
AUGGAGGCCCAACCUGAUCAUGACUCCCAGGCAGCCUCCGUAUAUCAUCCUGACCAGGCCAUGCUGCAUCUUCUCCGGGCUAGCUAUCCCGACUAUUCACCACAGCAUCCUGUGCCGCCUUCGCUAUCGUCGCAGCCUUCGCCCAACGCCCAAAAGUACACGCCGCCCACCACUCACAGCGACGUUCCCUCAACUCAUCGCAGCCCCAUCGGUUUUGCUCCGCUUCCAAACCAAGACCACAUUCGCAGACCUGCCAGAGAGGUAGUUCCCGGCUUGCCAAGAACACAAACCUUGAAGCGCCAGCUGUCGGAGCGCAGAGAGCAUCUUACACCCGUAGAGAUGCCCCCGGAGGAGCGCCGUGCUGUCUCAUCCGAUAUCAAAUCUCCAUUCAGUAUUCUCACCGGUCGCGACCAUGCCUCGUUUGCCACUCCAAGCGCCUUCGACUCUGCAUUUGACGCAUACAGCGACCUUGCCUUUUCCGCUACAUCAUCUCCUCGCCUCCUCGAAGAGGAGGAGCUCCAAAAUUCCGAAGAUGACGAGGAGCCCCCAAGAAAAGCGCCCAUGCAUGUGCCUCCCCCGACGCUUCAACCCGGAGUCACUCUGAUACCAGGCACCAAUUUGCCCGAUACCACCAACAUGUCUCGUGAGAAGUUUGACGCUCUCAUUCAAAGUGAGCUCGAAAAUGUCUGGAUCCUAAAUUUGAGCAUGCACUUUCGCGACCGCUCCAAGAGAGAGAAAUUCUUCCUCACGUACCGCGAAAGGGAAACUAUAUGGCGCAGAGUCACCAUCUCCCUCGACUAUCGCGAAGCUCCGCCGGAUUCGCUAGAGGGGGAACUUGCCGAAAUGAAGCUUCAAAGAGACAAGAGUGCCAAAAUAUAUGAAGCCCUACGCGACAGCUUACCAGAUAUUCACUUUUAUGACACCACCACGAAUCUCACGCUCAAGACCAGCGAAGGUCGCUUGCAUGUACACGUAGUUGAAGAUGCCAACGAAAAAAUCGAGUAUCCUCGUGUUGAAACACUCAGGCAUCUCAAUUGCUUGAUGGUCAAGGAAUGCGAUAUUGUCUUUGAUUCGCACAUGUCCGGCUUCGUCUACAAAAUCCGUGUUGGAGACCAAGUCAUGGUGAAGAAAGAAGUUCCAGGGGCCGAAACAGUCGAGGAGUUUCUUUAUGAAAUACAUGCGCUCCACAGUUUGCAAGAUUCCGAUCAUGUAAUUCGCUUCAGAGGACUCGUCACCGACGACGACGACGAAAUUGUCAAGGCUUUGCUUCUCGAUUAUUGCCCCGGGGGCACCCUCAUGGACAAGAUUUACGACGACUGCAAGACGACAUAUCUGGGUAUCCCUUGGCGAAAGCGUGAACGCUGGGCUCGUCAAGUGAUCCACGGUGUCGCCGAUCUUCACGAAUCCGGCUUUGUUCAGGGUGAUUUGACCCUUGCCAACGUUGUUCUGGACGACAAGGAAGAUGCCAGAAUUAUUGACGUGAACCGCCGCGGCUGUCCUGUUGGUUGGGAACCUCCCGAGGCCAAGCCGCUUGUGGACACAAAUCAGCGCCUCUCACUCUAUAUUGGCGUCAAAUCAGAUCUUUUCCAGCUUGGCAUGCUCCUUUGGGCAUUGGCCAUGGAAGAAGAUGAGCCCGAAAUACAGGGCAGGCCGCUACUUCUUGGUCCUGAAGUCAACAUUCCAGAUUGGUACAGACAAAUCACCGAGAUCUGCUUGAGUCACGAUCCACGAUCUCGGCUCAUGGCGUCUCAGCUACUCACUAUGAUUCCGGACCAAUUCUUUACUCCAGCCUACAGCCGCAUCGCUUCUCGACCGGCCGUGGACCAUCGUCAUUCUCCUCGCGAACUAUCCGAAGAGAGUGCUCUUAACACUGCUCCCACCAGCGAGAUCAAGAAUGAACAAUUAACCUUCCCUCAGCGCGGCCGGUCUCCUCCAAGCCCUAUACCUAGUGAUUCCUCGCGGCAGCGUCAGACCGGUUGGGCUGCCAAUAUCCCCGUGGCAGCUUCUUAUGACGACAUGGCCGCGAAAGCUAAAAGGUAUCAGGAAGCGAGUCGUAACAGAAACUCAAUGCCAACACCAGAUUCUGAGAACCGCACGCAACAGCAGCAGCCUCAGCCUCAGUCUCAGCAGCAUCAAUCCUCGCAGCAUCAAUCCUCGCAGCAUCAACCUGCUCCUCCUCUGCCCCAACCGCAGCAGCACCAACCGCAGCAGCAGCAACCUUCUCCUCCUCAACAUAAACAGCAAUUCAAACCGCCGCAACCUCAAUCGCAGCAUUCUCCUCCACAGCCGCAGCAGCAGUAUCCUCAGCAGCAGCAUCCUCCUCAGCAGCAGCAGCACCCUCCGCAGCAGCAGCAUCCUCCUCCUCAGCAGCAGCAUCCUCUUCCUCAGCAGCAGCAUCCUCCUCCUCAGCAGCAGCAUCCUCCUUCUCAGCAGCAGCAGCAUCCCAGCAGCAGCAGCCUCAACUGCAAAACGAGCAGCAUCGACAUCAACUGCUGUAUCAGCCCCAACCGGAGUCGCCUCAGCAGCAGCAGCAGCAGCAGCAGUCUGAACCGGAGCAGCCGCAACUGGUGUCUCUUCAACCUCAGCAGCACCAACCCCAGCAGAAUCAGCAGCGCCAUUGGCAGCAUGAGCUCCAGCCGGAGCACCAUCAACCGCAGUAUCAUCACCAACCGGAGCAGCACCAGUUGCAAUAUCAGCAGCAUCAGACGCAGCAUCAGUCUCAGCACCGCCAGCCGCAGUAUCAACCGGCGUCGAUUCCACUGCCGCAGCUUCAGCACCAUUACCGUCCUCAAUACCAACAAUACCAGCAUCAGCAGCCAACGGAUCUGGCACCUGCUCGUUCGCAAGAUAGAGAACGCAGCUUUCUUGCAACCGUCCCCUUCAAAGCGUCUAACCCCCCCGAAGCAACCAACACCUCCGACACAAACAUCUACGUACUUGGACACCGUCGACAGCGACAUCUCAAUGUGGUCUCCCAGCGAAGAAACUGUCGCCUACCAUAGUAGUACCUCCCCGCCCCACGACCUUGUCACAAAAAUCCAUGACGAAUUGCUUGAAGAUUUGGAACGCAACGGAGCAGCUCGGUCGGCUCUGCAGGCCAUUUUCGGGCGAAACAACGAUGAAUACGCCCCUGCUGCCCAGAAUACUGCGCAGUUGCACAACGACUCUACCGUCUCAAAAUACCCUACGCAGCGGGCCGACGAGUCUAUCAACAUCCCCCAAAUCCCUGCACGAUCGGACAAUACCUCUAGUACUCACCAGAUUACUAUGCAACUGGAUAAAAGUGCUUCUGAAAUCCCACAAGCCACCAUGCAGCGAGCUGACGACAGCUUUAACCCCCCCGCCACCGCGCAGCUGGAAAAUGCCUCGGAUUCUCGUCCUUCUAUUUCAAAACUUGCCCAACAAGAUCACGCAAGCCUGCAAACGAAUGUGCCGUUAGAAAAAGGCUUGACAGAUUAUUCAACCACUGCAAAGAAGGACAGCGAUGCCUCGACCGUUCGCCAACUUACCACACAGUGGCCUGACGAUGCCGUGACAAUCCCCCAAACCACUCCGCAGCGGAUUGAUCAUGGCUCAUACGCCCCCGAAACUACGACACAACGCAGCAACAAUGUAGCCACCAAUCGCAAUUCCAGUACGCAGUGGACUCACGAUACCGCACUUGACCCCCAGAUAAGCCCGAAGCGAGUUGGUAUCCAACGGGACGAAAGUGCGUCGAUGAAUACCAAAACCACUGCAGAGCAGGGUGAGAAUGGUUCCAACGUACCUCGAGCAAAUUGCCAGCGCGACGAUAAUGCCUCUAUCAAAGACCAAUCUUCAUUUCAGCGGGAACACAACGCCACUGUCACUCUGCAAACCACUGCCGAGCGGGAACAGAAUACCAAGAUGGCCUCGCAGAUGGCUGCCCAAUGGGAACGGAACACCACUGUCGCUUCGCAGACGGCUACGCAGCUGGAAAAUAGCUCUACCAUUCCGCAGACUACCGAUCAACUGGACGAUAAUGUGAGCGUUGCUUCCUGUAUAUCGCGCACGUCCAGUCCCGACGGCGACCUUGAAGGCGGCGCUCAGCUAAGCAGAAGCGACACUGCAUUUAGUGUCGUUAAUACGCACUUUCAACGACCCGAAUACACAACAACGUCAAAAGUUUCUCUGGAGACCAUCAUUGACACUCCGCUCACGGUUUUUGACCAGCACUCGAUGGAUAAGCCCAAUGGAGCCCUGCCUAGCCUUGGACACGGACAGGGUAUUACCGCCCCUCUUCACACCGACCUGAAGACGGAUAUCCGUUUUGAUAGCUCACUGUGGCCCGAUACCACGCGACGCUUUAUGACUGACACAAAGUCGUGA